Closterium sp. NIES-65 is the source of this 2802-nucleotide messenger RNA. The record is from the annotation of a GenBank genome assembly. NCBI's taxonomy places the organism in Eukaryota, Viridiplantae, Streptophyta, Zygnematophyceae, Desmidiales, Closteriaceae.
AUGGUGCAGGAAGAAUUUGGUUCACUGGAAUCGUUCCUCACGGCGUUUUCAAGAGCCAAGGGAAGACGACACCUCGCAGCGACGGAGGUCAACGCCGUCUCCAGCCGCUCGCACGCCAUUCUCCAGUUCAACGUAUGGCGGGACGACAAUCCUGGCAUCGUCGGCCGUCUCAAGCUCGUGGAUCUGGCAGGUCGCGAGCAGAACAAGGAGACGGGCAACACGGGCCAACGGAUGACGGAGAGCUGCGACAUCAACCUGUCGCUCUCGGCGCUGAGUCGCGUGAUAGAGCAACUCAACGACCCGAAUGCGAAGCACGUCUCUUACCGCGGAAGCAACCUCACCAAGGUCCUGCAGGACUCCCUUGGAGGCAGCAGCCGGGGAGUCAUGAUCGCCUGCCUGGCUCCGAAUGACGACAAGCUGGCGAUGGCGGUUCUGGAGGUGGCGGCGCAGUCUCGCCUGAUCCGCAACAACGUCUCCAAGACCGUGCUGCCUGCCACCCCGAAGCAGACCGUGGCGGACCGGCGCUCCCAGCUCUCCGCGUUCAAGGCGAAGAAGGCCGCCAGCAAGGCUAUCGUCCCGAGCAGCUCUGCCGGGCCUUCUUCAUUCAGUGCUCAAAAGGGUUACAUCCCUUACCCUGCUCGAGUUCCACGAGAGCAACAAGUGGCUGGAGAGCUUCACCGCAUCCUCGACCCCACUCUCUUCAAGAGAAGCCCCAUCAGAGCGACCUCCGCUACCAACUCCACGCCCAGCCUCAUCCCCAGGCCUCGCUCGUCUCUGCUCACCCGUCGUCCCGGCGACUUCCUGAGAUAUGCUGCAGAGGCACUGGGAACGGAUCUAGCACAAGAGGAACCUGAUUCUGCAGCAGCGGCAGUGGCUGUGGCAGAGGCGGCAUCAGCAUCCGCGUCAGCGUCAGGGUCAGCGGGCGGUGGUGCAGAAAGGGGGGCGAGCAGCGGGGGUGGGAGGAGGAUGCGGAUAGCGGAGAAGAUGACGGCGAGCAUGGCGGCGAAGAUGGCCUCCGCAUCUGAGGCUCGCCAGGCUCUUGCCUUGAAGCGCAGCAUGGCCAAGCACCACUCGCCAAAGAGGGCCGCCGCCGCCAGGCAGAGGGGGAUGAUCAAGCUGUCAAGCUCCGUCUCCCACGCGAAGCCAACUGGGAAUGCUGCUGGGAAGGCUGGUGGGGAGGCUACUGAGAAAGCUGCCAGGAAUCCUCAGCGCCAGGGGUCGUCGGGGACGGCUGCAGCAGCGGAUGCUGUUGUUCAGGCAGCUGCAAACCGUGCAGCCGACGAGCUCCAGCGCCAGCGGUCGCGUGAUGGCGUCGUGGCUGCUAUGUCCGCUGCGGCAGCUGCAGCGAGCGUGGCGGCAGCAGCAGCGACGGCCGCGGGGAGUCCGCUUGCGCCGAAUGCGCAGCAGGCGCAUUUCCUCCUCAUGGACACCCUGCGCCAGCGUCGGGAUGGCGGAGUGCUAGCUGCAGGGGUGGGGGGUGCGCCGGACGGGGUAGGCGCACCAGAAGAGGACGGGGUUAGUGGUGAAAGUGGUGAAGAGAGUGAGCAGGGUUCGAUGGAGGAUGGGGACGAAUUGUCCUUUGCGACUCCCGGAGGGAGGCUGAGUGACGGGGAGAUGGUGGGCGAGAGUGAGGGCGAAGUGGAGGGAGAGGACGAAGGCACGAGUGUGCGGGACAGGGGGGUUUCGCCGAAGAAGCUGUGGGAAUGUUACCGGGACAACGCUGCUGCUGCCUCUGACACGUUUGAAGCAUCCACGUGCCAUGGCAGCUCGAACGGCAGCACCACUGGCAGCAGCGCGGGGUCGGGAGAGGAGGCAAGCACCGCCAACCAAGACAGUGCUGACAGCAAGGAGGAGAUGGGGACAAUGGGGCCGCUGGAGGGGGAAGGCGGUGGCGUCGUGGGCAUUGAAGGUGCAGGUUGUGGGGAGGCGGGUAGUGAGAAGGUUGAGGGCGGCGAGCAGGUUAAGGGCGGCGAGGAGAUUGCGGGGGGGAAGGAGGUUGAGGGUAGAGAGGGGGUUGCGGGUGGAGAGGAGGUUGAGGGUGGAGAGGAGGUUGAGGGUGGCGUGGGAGGUGAGAGUGAAGUCGAGGUGGAGGCUGGUGAGGGAACGGAGGGUGGAGAGCAAGUUGAAGGUGGGGAGGAAGUGGACGAAGGGUAUGAGGGCGAGAUGGUAGGAAAAGAAGAGGAAGAAGUUUCAGGAAUGGCAGCAGGCGAUGGGGCUACAAGCGAUCCCACGUUGGAUGAAGAGGCAGCACAUGCAGAAGCUGCAACCCAUUCCGGUGCAGCAGAGUCCUCUCCUGCAGCCUCGGAACUAGAGCACAUUUCAAGUGUGUGGGCGAUGGAGGAGGUGGAGGAAGAAUUGGGCGAUGGUGCUGGAUGCGGGGCCGUCGCGUUCUCUCUGGUUCCGGUUGCAGGGGAGAGCAUAGCAGAGGAGGGCGAGGAGGAACAGGGAGAGGGAGCGCAGGAGAAAAAUGUGCAGGAGCAGGGAGAGGGAAGGAGGGACCAGGUGCCGAAUUCACAGGAGCAGAACCACGGCCCAUUACCCCUGCAGCCGUUGACUGUGCUCUCAGGGACACCUUCUAGGCAGCCCCUCAGCACAGUAUCGACCAACCAGUCAUCACAGCGGCCUGCCUUCCUUAACGCUAUGGUGUCGUGCGAAGCACCGGAUGUGUUGCUUGAGGGUGCCAUGAGGGGCCUUAGCAUCGUGGACCCCUUGACCCCAGCCUGUGCCAAGGACGUCGGGACUCAGUUCGUGGCUAUUGCAGAGGCGGAGCUCCUUCAGAAAUUCAACACGGCAACCAAGUAA